Chara braunii is the source of this 1275-nucleotide messenger RNA. NCBI's taxonomy places the organism in Eukaryota, Viridiplantae, Streptophyta, Charophyceae, Charales, Characeae. The record is from the annotation of a GenBank genome assembly.
GUUUAGAAGAAGUAUGUGAGUAGCGCAGUUAAUUGGGUGAGCGAUGGACUCGGUGGGAGAGCCACAACAUCAAGCGGAGGAAUGGAUUAUCACACUGGAGGAGGGAUGCAAGCAGUUGCAGACGAUAGUGGGGGUGCUCAUGCUGCGAUGGCAGGAAGGGUUGGAGAUCGAAGGGGGGGCGAUCUCGAUGGAUGAGUGGUUGGAGAAUAGGAUCCAGGAGAUGUUAGACAUUAUGUGGGAGCUGGAGGAGGGGCCGGAUCCCCGGCUUAAGGGCCAAAUCGACUGGAGGCGGGUGAACGGUAGGAUGGGUACUUGCAAAACCCUCUUUCCAUUGGGACGCGAUCUAUGCAAUCAACUGGAGAAUCGGCAGACAAUUGGCGAGAUCGGUGAGAUGGGCGAUAACGGCGACAAGGACGACUGGUUGGAGGGAGGUUUGGAGGCCGGCGAAGAUAAUUGUGGUGACAACAAAAAUGAGCGUGACAACAACAACAACAACAACAACAACAACAACAACAACAAUGAUGACGACGGCAGCAGCAACGACUACGGAAGCAGCGGGGCAGACAGCGGUGUCAGUGCAACUGUAAUCAUCAUCGACAUGAUGAGGGAGAUGCCGCAAGUGGACAUGGUGGAGAUUGGGGUUGACAUGGAAAAGAGGUGUGCUAUCUCCCCUCCCCUCAAUGAUGGUGACGACGACAAUAACAACAACAACAACAACAAAAACAACAGCGACGACGACGGCGGGGGCGACGACUAUGGAAGCAGUUGGGUAGAGAGUGGUAUCCGUGCAUCUCAGAUUUUCAUUUGUGUGAGGGGAAUGAUGUCGCAAGAGGGGGAUUGGAGUUGACAAUAACAACAACAACAACAUCAACAACAACAGCGACGACGACAGCGGGGGCAACGGACAUGGAAGUAGUGGGGUAGAAAGCGGUAUCCGUGCAUCUCAGAUUUUCAUCUGCAUGAUGGGAAUGACGCCGCAAGAAGGGGGGGGGAAUUGGAGUUGACACGGCGAAAUGGUUUACUGUCUUCCCCCUCUCACACCUCGAUAUGGAAUUGUUCCUCGUCGUUUGGCAUCGGAUAGGAGUAGGAUAGUCGGUGGUGAUUGGUGUUGCCCGACCGGCAAUAUCAAUCAUCAAUGGGGUGCUGAUCACCCCGUGGGUUAAAGGUGGGUCGUUUAGGGAUUAGCUUGCAAGAGGUUAAUCCUUCCCUUGCGCAGGGAAAUAAUCAAUGCCUCCUAUCAGUCUUACUCGAUAACACGAUAAUGCAUUGACGUCG